Messenger RNA from Wickerhamiella sorbophila, 699 nucleotides. RefSeq lists its product as hypothetical. The transcript has a single exon. The record is from RefSeq and is a predicted model, not a curated record. The coding region runs from base 1 to 699 and encodes 232 amino acids. NCBI's taxonomy places the organism in Eukaryota, Fungi, Ascomycota, Dipodascomycetes, Dipodascales, Trichomonascaceae.
AUGACUAACAAGAAAGAGGACGACGAGGAGGCGACACUGGAGUACGUCGUCGAGACGCUGUUAAACAAGACGUUAGAAGAAGGCGCUUCACAGGAUUAUUACAGUUGUGAGAGCAAUGGGCGACAGGUCGUUAUUGCGAGAGCUCAGCCCGGGUUUGUGGUGAGCUACACUGAGCCCUUUGUCUCUGCCCACCUCAAGACCAAGGACGACGUACGGCGAUUUCAGUCGCAGAUCCACCCGCAAAAGCCCCACAAAUAUUAUCCGGACCAACCAAGAAUUCAGCAAUCACAAUCCCAUCCUUCGGGCCCAUCUCAGCCAUCUCGUCCAGACGACAUGCCACAGUUCGAGGACGAGCAUGAAAUGCUGAACAGAUCUGCAGCCCCUAUUGCGAACCCUGCAUUCGGUAUAGGCGAAGCGGACCUGUACCCGCUCGGCAAGUAUCCGUCGUUUGAACCAGGAAUGCCUGGCGCCUCUGGAGGCAUGCAUCCCACCCCAUUUGGACAAAAUCCGCACUACAAUCAACGUUGGGAUCCGCCAGCGCCGGGAGCUCAAGAUCCCCGUGACCCUAGCACAGGGCUCGACGCACUGUCAAGAGGCUUCACUCCCAAGGGCGGUCCGCCUAGCUCGGGGUACCAUGGGUUCCCUGGAGGACCUAAGGGAUUUGGUGGUCCUGAUACAUUUGGAGGCGGCUUCUUGUAG